AUGGCUCCAUCAGCAACCCAAGAUCUUGCCAUUCACCCCUCAAGCGCGACCAAAGAUCUUGCUGCUCCUUCCAAAGCUACCUUACCUCUUCCCUCAAAUGCAAGAGCAAGAUUAGAAAAAGCCGGAAUCGAUCUCUCAGACGGAUAUCCUACUCGUCCAGGUCGUCCCUUAUAUCUCCAAGACGUCCUCGCUAUCCGCAACACACCACGAGAGCACCACGAUGCUGGAUCCCGGGCUGAUAAAUCAAAGAAGAAUUUGUUUGAUGCUAUCCACAAGAAUAACGGAAAGAUAAUUGACUUGACCAAAAACAUCGGAACCGAAAUAAGUGGUAUUCGUCUCGAUGAGUUGACGGAUGAGCAGAAAGAUGAAUUGGCAUUGUUGGUUGCAGAGAGAAGUGUGGUCUUUUUGAGGGGUCAAGAAGGACUGAGUCCAAAAGUACAAAGAGAUUUGGGAACUUGGUGGGGUGAAGUUGAGGUUCAUCCGCAAGUUCCUCAUGUGCCAGGACUUCCUGGUGUGACGGUGAUGUCGCCUGCCUUGCAAGCCAGUGAAACCUCGAGAAAACCUGAUUUCAGAAAUCCAGGAGGUGCGAGUCGAUGGCAUUCAGAUUUGGUGCACGAGCUUCAUCCCGCAGGAAUAACCCACAUACACAAUGAUACCGUUCCAGAAGUCGGAGGCGACACACUUUGGGCAUCGGGAUAUGCAGCUUACAGUAAACUUUCUCCUGAAUUCCGCAAAAUCAUUGAUGGGAGACAGGCCAUUUAUGUUUCGGCGCAUACAUACCUCGAUCGAGAUGAUCCGACUGCUGGACCAAAACAUAUUGAACGAGUUCAUCCUAUUGUGCGUGUACAUCCAGUGACAGGAUGGAAAACAUUGUGGGUGAACAGGGCAAUGACAAAAUCGAUUGUCGGAUUGGACAAGGCGGAGAGUGAUUUGAUUUUGGGAUAUUUGUACGAUGUUUUUGAAAAGAAUGUAGAUAUCCAGGUCAGAGUCAGAUGGACUGCUGGGACGAGUGCUAUUUGGGAUAACAGAAGUACGAUUCAUAACGCGAGCUGGGAUUAUGAGGGAACUGAAGAGAGACAUGGGACGAGAGUUACUAGCUUGGCAGAAAAGCCUUACUAUGAAGAGGGAGCAAAGUCUAGAAGGGAGGCUUUGGGAUUGAAUGAUGAUUAG
Botrytis byssoidea is the source of this 1170-nucleotide messenger RNA. RefSeq lists its product as uncharacterized. Gene Ontology annotation, cellular component: cytoplasm. The record is from RefSeq and is a predicted model, not a curated record. NCBI's taxonomy places the organism in Eukaryota, Fungi, Ascomycota, Leotiomycetes, Helotiales, Sclerotiniaceae. Bases 1 to 1170 code for a protein of 389 amino acids. The transcript is spliced from 5 exons. Gene Ontology annotation, molecular function: 2-oxoglutarate-dependent dioxygenase activity.